AUGGUGCAAAACAAAGUGCAACAAAAGAGUUCCCUCCUUGCCCAACAAGUGAAAAAUAUGACAGCACAAGGCAAUUGCGCCCGUGAGCAGAUGAGAACGGGCUCAAAAAUGUAUCCCAUUAGCUGCAAGUCACGAAUUCCUCAAGUAUGCGCAGUAUCACAAGGAGACGUGGACAAAGGUCUCCUCCCGGCCAGCACCGGAAACACCUGCGGCCUCAUCACCAGCUGCCAGGUGUGA
Protopolystoma xenopodis is the source of this 237-nucleotide messenger RNA. NCBI's taxonomy places the organism in Eukaryota, Metazoa, Platyhelminthes, Monogenea, Polystomatidea, Polystomatidae. The record is from the annotation of a GenBank genome assembly.